UAUUGAUGAAAAUAAAUUAUAUGACAUUAAACUCAGCAAAAUAUAGUACAUAGAAUAAAACAAAAUACUAUAUAAAAAUUAUAAAUAUGUCAAGAAUAUGCAUUUUUACAAUUUUUAUGUUACUAAUUCUUGUUCAUAGUGAACAAAAUACACCUAUAGUUGUAACAACAUGGAAUUUCGUGAAUUCUACUAUCACCGCUUGGAAUAUUUUGAAGCAAGGUGGUUAUUCUCUCGAUGCAAUUGAAAAAGGAACUUCAGUAUGUGAAGAACAGCAAUGUGAUGGAACCGUAGGUUUCGGAGGAAGUCCAGAUGAAGACGGUGAAACAACAUUGGACGCUUUAAUAAUGGAUGGGAGGACUAUGAAUGUCGGUGCAGUUGGUGCACUGCGUAGGAUUAAGAACGCAGCUUCUGUAGCAAGACAUGUCUUAGAACAUACAAAACAUUCCAUUCUUGUUGGAGAGUUAGCAACACAAUUCGCAGAACAAAUGGGAUUUUGCGAAGAAUCUUUGACUACACCAGAUUCAAAAAGGAAGUGGUUAACAUGGUAUUACAGAAGCCAUUGUCAGCCUAAUUUCUGGGUGGAUGUCACACCUGAUCCAGCUAAAUCCUGUGGACCAUAUAGCAAAAUUGAUAAUUUUGGUCGCAAAAGUGACAAUUGGUUGCCAACCAAAAUAAAUAGAUUCAACCAUGAUACAAUUGGAAUGAUUGCCAUAGACAGGAAAGGAGAUGUUGCUGCUGGAACAUCUACAAAUGGGGCAAAGUAUAAAAUUCCUGGGCGCAUUGGAGACUCUCCAAUCCCAGGUGCAGGUGCUUACGCAGAUAAUUCUGUUGGAGGUGCUACUGCUACUGGAGAUGGAGAUAUAAUGCUCAGAUUUUUACCAAGUUUUCUUGCCGUCGAGGAAAUGCGUCGUGGUGCAACUCCAAAACAAGCUGCUCGGACUGCUAUAAACAGAAUAGCUUCACAUUAUCCUGAAUUCAUGGGUGCGGUCAUUGCUUUGAACAUAGAUGGAGUGUAUGGAGCUGCUUGCCAUGGUUUGGGAGAUGAACUAUUUCCAUUUGUGGUUCAAGAUAUCACUAUGAAUAAAUAUAAAAUUGAAACUAUCAACUGUACCUGGCCAUUCUAUAAUUUUACAGCAAAUUAGUGAUCUUAAUGUUGUUGUAAUAUUAUCGUUUUUUGUUCCUGUAUGUAAGUGUAAAAUUUGUGAUAAAAUGUAAAUACAUAUUGUUUAUCUAAAAAUAGUUUUUAAGUACCUAGGCAGUAAUGUUUAUUCUUUGUAUAGUUCACUUCUAUAGAUAUAAUCUAUGGUUAACAAACUUAAAACACCCUGUUUCUACUCUGUGACGAUUCUAAUUAAGCUUGUUUCAUUCAAUUAUAUUUUAAGUACAAACACUAGUACUAUUAAUACAAUACAACUUGAAAAACUAAU
Molecule: messenger RNA, 1427 nt
Organism: Nymphalis io (European peacock)
Lineage: Eukaryota; Metazoa; Arthropoda; Insecta; Lepidoptera; Nymphalidae
Product: N(4)-(Beta-N-acetylglucosaminyl)-L-asparaginase-like
Exons: 6
Coding region: 87-1142 (351 amino acids)
Biological process (GO): protein deglycosylation
Cellular component (GO): lysosome
Molecular function (GO): N4-(beta-N-acetylglucosaminyl)-L-asparaginase activity
Source: RefSeq, a predicted model, not a curated record